AUGGCAAAGAUACCAAGGGCUCUCGCUUUGCUCCUGGCCAUUUCUUUCGCUCAGGCUCAAAACAGUCCUCCCGGCCAGACCGCCCUUCGAAAGUACACCCUCGAUGACAUAGUGCCCACCCGUGAUCAGGCCUCUGGACACGUCAAGUGCUGCCCUGCCGGCACCGAGUUCGACGGUCAGGGAUGUGUCCUCGGCGUUCCCAUCUGCCCCGAUGGCAGCACCCGCGAUGGGGACAAGUGUGUCUACCUUACGAAGCCCACCUGCGAUACCGGAUAUGAGUACAAGAACGGGUUGUGCAUCACUAUCAGCCCCCCUACCUGUCCUUCCGGUACCAUUUUGAAGGGCACCCACUGUGUCCUCGAAGGGGCUGCAAACUGCGAGGCUGGAUACAUUUUGCAAGGCAACGUCUGUGUUUCCCAAAGACCCCCCGUUUGCCCCAAUGGCGAGCAUUUCAAUGGGAAGUCUUGCGCGUCUCUGGAAGGUCCAAAAUGCCCGGAUGGAGCUAAGCUUGAAAAUGGCCUUUGUGUUGACAACAAACCUCCCAUCUGCCCCAAUGGAGUCUCGUUUGACAACGCUAGCUCUAGGUGCGUUUCAGAACAAGUUCCCAGCUGCCCUCCGAAUACAAUUCUUCAGAACAAACAAUGCAUUUGGGAGAGUGGCCCUGUGUGCAAGGACGGCGGUGCUUUCAAUCCCAAGACUCAGUCCUGUGAUAUUGUCGAAAACCCACAGUGCCCUCCUGGAACAGAAUUGGACGACAAGAAAUGUGUCUAUGUUGGCCAGCCGGAGUGCCAGCCGGGUACAACUCUUUCGAUUGAUAAGGCGCAGGGCAGCGCCCGUUGCUGUCCCUCAGCCAUGGUCUGGGAUGGGAACGUUUGCGUCACAAAGGCAAUCGAUGGAAAAUGCCCUGAUGGCAGCACCCCAAUCAACAACCGCUGUGAGAAGUAUUCCAACCCUCAGCCACUCUGUCCCGAAAACUACAAGUUCGAGAACACUCGCUGUGUUUGGCAACAACCACCUGUAUGCCUGGGCGAAUCCUACCUUGAGGGCGGCAAGUGCAUCUUGGUCAGGAAGCCAGAGUGUCCUAAAGAUAUGCUCUUGAUUGGUGCCGACUGUGUCUUGCAAGGACCUCCUUCCUGCCCUCCCAACACCAAGAUGGAGGACAGCAAGUGUGUCACAUAUGUGCAGCCCACCUGUGAUGAAGGUGCUAAUUGGGAUGGUAAGCGUUGUAUCGUCACUGGUCGCGGCCAUUGUGAGCAGGGCAUUCAUCAGGGAGAUGAUUGCAUCACUGGAACUCAACCUCAGUGCAAGAAUGGCGCCACAUAUGACGGUUCGAGAUGUGUUUCGCAGCUAGUUCCGCAGUGUCCUUCAGGAUCUGUUCCCAGUGAUGGGUUGUGUCUUACAGGCGGUAUUCCUCAGUGUCCCCCCAACACCAAGUUCCAAGAUGGACUCUGUGUUCACGGUGCUCCUGGCUGUCCCACUGGCCAAGUCUUUGCCAACGGGCGCUGCGAAAGCGUUGAAACUCCCCAAUGCCCCAUCAAUUUCUUCUGGAAGGGAGGCAAGUGCGUUCGCGUUGCUGAAGAGCAUUGCGAGUCUGGUUACGUCCUCAAAGAUGGCCAAUGUAUCUCCGGCGCCACACCUGACUGCGGAGACCUUUCUUUCAACGGCAAGGACUGCUUCAGUGGCAAGCCCCUUUGCCCCGAAGGAACCUAUCUAGAAGGAGAGAGCUGCGUUUCCGUUGCCGACCCCCAGUGCCCGCAAGGCUUCAAGUUCGACGGCAAGAAAUGUAGCGCUGAGAAAACACCCCAGUGUCCUCCUGGAACUGUCCAUGACAAGUUCAGCCAGAACUGUGUCUCGAGCACUAAGCCCAAAUGCCCUGAUGGCCAGGUGUUCAAUGGCAAGUUCUGUGCUAUUUCCACCGGUGCUUGUAUGGACUUCCAGUUCUGCCCCACUGAAUCAUACGGAAAGGGAUGUCAACUCACUUCCCAUGGUGUUGUUUGCAAUGGACGUCAGGAUGAACAACGAACCACUUUCCCUGUGGAUCAGGUUCCUUUCACUGGAAGCCAGGGUCAAGGCAGCACGGGCUGGCGCGAGCAAAUUCCUCCUAUCCAACAGCACACUGGAAACCAGGGUCAGGGCAGCACGGGCUGGCGCGAGCAAAUUCCUCCUAUCCAACAGUACACUGGAAACCAAGGUCAGGGCAGCACGGGCUGGCGCGAGCAAAUUCCUCCUAGCCAACAGUACACUGGAAGCCAAGGUCAGGGCAGUGCCGGUUGGCGCGAGCAAAUUCCUCCUGGCCAACAGUACACUGGAAACCAGGGUCAAGGCAGUGCCGGCUGGCGCGAGCAAAUUCCUCCUGGCCAACAAUACACUGGUAACCAGGGUCAGGGCAGUGCCGGCUGGCGCGAGCAAGUUCCUCCUGGCCAACAGUACACUGGAAACCAGGGUCAGGGCAGUGCCGGCUGGCGCGAGCAACCGGCCCACUGA
Molecule: messenger RNA, 2484 nt
Organism: Penicillium samsonianum
Lineage: Eukaryota; Fungi; Ascomycota; Eurotiomycetes; Eurotiales; Aspergillaceae
Exons: 1
Coding region: 1-2484 (827 amino acids)
Source: RefSeq, a predicted model, not a curated record